UCGUCUUUUGCAGUGUGUAUCGCCCGAGCGAUAAAACAUCAAAGAAAAAUCGGCUAUGGACUGACACUGGAAUAACCCAAGACGGGAGUGGGCGGUUUCUCCAGGGCUGGUUACUUUUUAUAUUUUUUCCAUUUUUGAAAUUUGGCAGGUGACUGAUCUUUUGUUCUGGCAGUUUUCCUCCACCAAAUUGCACUUGGUAAGGUGUCCCAAAGUGGUCCAGUAAAGAGAAGGAGGAGUCACAAUUCCACAUUUUUGUUAUUUUCCCUUCGAGGGGUGGUGUGUACUGAUAAGGCCACCCAGAGCAUGGGGCAGAAGGUUCCUGGAGGCAUCAGGACUGUGGAUAUGCGGGACCCUGCAUACCGGCCCUUCAAGUUAGAAUUGCAGAACCUGGACUAUAUGAAGCCAGCACGGCUAGACAUGCUGCUCGACAUGCCCUCUGCUGGUCCGGACGUGCAGGUGCAGCACUCCUGGAACAAUGAUGACCGCUCACUCAACAUCUUUGUCAAAGAGGACAACAAGCUAGUCUUCCAUCGGCAUCCUGUGGCCCAGAGCACGGAUGGCAUCCGAGGCCGGGUGGGUUACACACGAGGGCUGCAUGUGUGGGAGAUUAGCUGGGCCAUGCGCCAGCGGGGCACGCAUGCGGUGGUGGGUGUGGCCACAGGCGAGGCUCCCCUACAUUCGGUAGGGUAUACAGCGCUGAUAGGCAACAAUCAUGAGUCCUGGGGCUGGGACCUGGGCCGGAACAAACUGUAUCAUGACUGCAAGAACCAGCCCAAUAAGACCUACCCUGCCUUUUUGGAGCCAGAUGAAACAUUUAUUGUACCUGACUCAUUUCUGGUGAUUUUAGAUAUGGAUGAGGGGACACUAAGCUUCAUGGUGGAUGGACAGUAUCUAGGUGUUGCUUUCAGAGGACUCAAGGGGAAGAAAUUGUAUCCUGUAGUGAGUGCGGUGUGGGGACACUGUGAAAUUCGGAUCCGGUACAUAAACGGACUUGACCCAGAGCCUUUACCCCUUAUGGAUCUGUGUCGACGAUCAGUGCGUCUAGCACUGGGAAAGGAACGACUUGGUGAGAUCCCUUGCUUGCCUGUGCCUGCCUCCCUUAAAGACUACUUGCUCUACCAGUGAGAAGAAUCCCCCUUUCAAGGACUUCUUGAGAAGAAUCCCCCUUUCAAGGACUUCUUGCUUGACGAAGGAGGGACACCCUUAGACCUCUCACUUGCAGAGGAGGUGGAGUUGCCAUUUUCCUCAGAGAUGACCCAGAUGAUCGUCACAAAGACCUUUGAUCUGCUAUCCAGUGUGCAUCUAACUCCUCCUUUUACAUUUGGCUGUUUUAGCAAAUGGUUUAGACAGUACUUGUUGCAUAUUUUGAAAUGCCCAUCCUGUUUACUAUCUGGUUAUCAUCACCUUUUAACUUUUUUCCUCAUCCUAAUAGGGCUGGAAGUACUCUUAGAGGUAAAACAUAGCUGGCCAUCUGCACCAAGCAAAGGGCACUGGUGGUUUGCUUUGUAUACUCAAGGGUCGCAAAUUAGAUAGUUACCGUGUGGUCACCACUUAUCUCCUUCUGGUCAAACAGUGUCAUUGUUGCUGGUAACAAUUUUGUUCCCAAGCACUCGUAUGGGUUCUGAUUUAAGCAUAGACUUUAGCUUGAUUCAUUUUCUAUUUUUGCACUUUUCACAUUGAUAUUGGCAAUUAGGAUUCUGUUUGUAGGCAGCACUUGCAAAACAGAUGCUGCCUUUCAGUGAUCCAUCUGUUGGCAAGUAUGUGCUCAAAUCUGUUCAUUAUUCUGGGUUUUAUUAUUAUGCUUUUCAGUUCAGUCAUGAAGUGUUUCUUAAAUUUACAAAUAAAAUUCUCAAGGUGUAAAUUUUCCUCCUUUUUAAACAUUACAUCCUGGAAACACAGCAAUAGCAGAUGAGAAAAUUUUCUGGCAGAUUUGAGGAAUAAUUCUCUCAACAGACACUGUCACACUACAAAACACUAACGUUAUAGUGCAGAAAAGGCUGAAGUGCCUGUUUGUGUCAUACUGAAAAAUUAUAAAUGAGUAGUAUUGAUUAUUGGGGGGGUUAAACUGAUAAAACAAUAAAAUCACUAUGAUUCUGUAGCCCUCCAGUAUCAAGAACUCUUUCUUAAAAAGUACUGAACAUUUAAUGGAUCACAUGUCAGUCUUUAAAUAUUUGGUCCUUUUUUAUGCCUGUAAGGAUCUAAGGGUUUGCUCAGAUGGUUUGAAGAGCCAGGAAGGCCUUGGGCAGAGUGUGUAAAUAGUUUGUGAUAUUGCUGCUUUAGGUUGCCUUUUAAGUGAACUUUUUAUAAGUAUGAGGUCAUUGCAAAACCUACGAGCCAAUUUUGUCUUACAUUAGUUGACUUCACCUGGUUGUGGGUGUUUUCU
Molecule: messenger RNA, 2383 nt
Organism: Scleropages formosus (Asian bonytongue)
Lineage: Eukaryota; Metazoa; Chordata; Actinopteri; Osteoglossiformes; Osteoglossidae
Gene: spsb1
Product: splA/ryanodine receptor domain and SOCS box containing 1
Exons: 3
Coding region: 304-1125 (273 amino acids)
Biological process (GO): proteasome-mediated ubiquitin-dependent protein catabolic process
Cellular component (GO): SCF ubiquitin ligase complex
Molecular function (GO): protein binding
Source: RefSeq, a predicted model, not a curated record